Molecule: messenger RNA, 347 nt
Organism: Pollicipes pollicipes
Lineage: Eukaryota; Metazoa; Arthropoda; Thecostraca; Pollicipedomorpha; Pollicipedidae
Source: RefSeq, a predicted model, not a curated record
AAUUUUGGGUGGCUGUGUCGACCACUCAUGAACGCAUUUUCGCGAAAGAGGAGUGAUCUUUAGAUUGCCUGACUUUUCACUCAUCCAGAUUUGGGCCGGAGCUGGUGAAAGAGCCGAUGUUGAUCCUGGAAGGCAGCUUCGAUUGGCUCUUCGCUGGUCUGCAGACGAGGCUCCGGACUCGUUCGAUCUGUCGCCUGAACAUUCCGUCUGGAGGACUGUACGCCAUGUCUGAACAGUCGUACCAGCCGCCGAGCCUCGGCGACGAGGAGUUCGAGCUGCCACCGCUGAUGUCGGAUGGUGUCGGCCACGGCGGCCAGCAGGGCGGCAUGUACUCGCCGGCCAUGGAG